Messenger RNA from Oncorhynchus keta (chum salmon), 5520 nucleotides. It is a transcript of the gene trim46a, whose product is annotated as tripartite motif containing 46a. The record is from RefSeq and is a predicted model, not a curated record. NCBI's taxonomy places the organism in Eukaryota, Metazoa, Chordata, Actinopteri, Salmoniformes, Salmonidae. Gene Ontology annotation, molecular function: zinc ion binding; protein binding.
GAGAGAGAGAGCACUUGAAACGGUUUCACUCAGCAGAAAUCGCCACGCAUGCUCUAUCCUCCACUAUUGAACAUCAUCUUAUCAGCGCGAGCUCAGUGGAAAGGGACAGAAGUCAACGCUGCGCACUCCAGACCAUAUACAUCCGGUCAGACUAAUAUGCGACAGCCUAUACCUAGGCUACAUAUGGUUGAUUGACCAAGCUAUUAACAUUUGCUUUAUUCACCCUAGGACAACAUAUUUGAGUAUAUUACUAGGCCUAGGCUACGAUUGUGAAUUUGACAGACCAGGCUACAUUCGCAUCAACACCGCGUUUUAUCCUAAAGGAUGGCUGAAGCAGAACUACAGGCGUUUACGUCUAUGAUGGACGCACUCGUUCAAAUCAGCUCUAACAUGAAGAGUAUGGAGCGGGAGCUGCAUUGCCCGGUGUGUACUGAGAUGGUGAAGCAGCCCAUCAUCCUGCCGUGCCAGCACAGUGUGUGUCUGCUGUGUGCUGCUGAGGUGUUAAUCCAGAGAGGAUACCCUGCCCCAGACCUCCCCCCAGAGCCCAACUCCCCGGCCGCCUCCCCCAACACACGCUCCCCACGCGGGGCACGCAGACCCCCGCCCAAGACCACCGACCGCCUGGACCGCGUCCUCAGACCAGGUUUUGGGACGUACCCCGGGCGUCGUCGUAAGGACAUGUCUCCUGCCCCCAUGCUGUUCCCCUGUCCGUCCUGUCACAAGGAGGUGGAGCUGGGGGAGAGAGGACUGACCAAUUGCCUCAGGAAUCUCACAUUGGAACGCAUUGUAGAGAGGUACAGACACACAGUGAGCCUGGGCAGCGUGGCUAUAAUGUGUGGCUUCUGUAAGGCUCCUGAGUCCUUGGAGGCCACUAAGGGCUGUGCUGACUGCAGGUCCAACUUCUGCAACGAGUGUUUCAAGCUCUACCACCCCUGGGGUACGCUCCGCUCCCAGCACGAACACAUACUGCCCACCAACAACUUCAGACCCAAGGUCCUAACGUGUCUGGAGCAUGAGCAGGAGAGGUUGUUGUGGUACUGUCGCUCCUGCCAGAGGCUGCUGUGUCCUGUCUGUAAGCUCCACAGAGUCCACCACGGCCACAAGGUGGCGCCCAUCGCACAGGCCUGCCAGGCACUAAAGGACAAAAUCACCAAGGAGAUCAACUACAUUCUGGCCAAUCAAGACACAGUAAAGGCUCAGAUAACUCAGCUGGAGAGUGCCAUCACACACAUGGAGUUGAACAGUGCGUUGGCGAGGGAGCAGUUGUCCCAGUCUGUGAGGGAGCUGGGGGCGUCUCUAGUGGAGCGACAGGGAGCGUUGACCCUGGCCCUGGAGGGGGCCCGGCUGAGAGGGGAGGCCCUGUCGGCCCAGGUGUCUGAGAGGAGGGGUCUGCAGGAGCACGGCGGUUUAAUGGCCUACACACAGGAGCUGCUCAAAGAGACCGACCAACCCUGCUUCGUACAGGCCGCACGAAUCACCCACAACAGGCUGGUGAAAGCCAUAGAGAAUCUGCAGUGUUUCUCUCUCUCGGCUGAUCCCUCCUUCAGACACUUCCACAUGGACGCCUCCAGAGAAGUGAAACUCAUCAGCAGCAUGGGAUACAUAAGAGCCCCAUUGGCUCCUGUGAUUGACACUCAGCGCACACUGGCCUAUGACCAGCUGUUCCUGUGCUGGCGACUCCCCCAGGACUCCGCCCCUGCCUGGCACUUCUCCGUGGAGUUCCAGCGGCGAAUGGGAUUGACCGAGGCAGGCUGGGGAGGAGAGGUCAGGAGUCCCAAUACUCCACUGGUGUGGCAACGCCUGGAGGAGGUGGGCGGGACUAGUGCUGUGAUUGACAGGCUGGAGAUGGACAGUGUGUACGUGUUAAGGGUGAAAGGAAGCAAUAAGGCGGGGUUUGGAGAGUACAGCGAAGAGGUUUACCUGCACACACCACCCGCACCAGUGUUGUGUUUCUCUCUGGACUCUCGCUGGGGUUUGCAUGCUGACCGACUGGCUCUGGGUAAAGGACAGACGUAUGCCCGCAGCGUGCCCGGCCUCUCCCUUCUGCAGGCCGCUGACCGCUCCCUCACUUCCUGUCACCUGACCUCUGACCUCCUCAUAGGCGACCUGGCCAUCACCCAGGGAAGGCACUACUGGGCAUGCUCGGUGGAGCCCGGCUCCUACCUGGUCAAGGUGGGAGUUGGACAGGAGGCCAAGCUCCAGGAGUGGUUCCACCUUCCUCAGGACAUGGCCAGCCCCCGCUAUGACCCAGACAGUGGCCAUGACAGUGGGGCUGAGGAUUCCCCAGACUCCUCCCCUCCCUUCUGCUUCCUCACCAUGGGCAUGGGCAAGGUCCUCUUACCCCAGGGGGCAGCAAACUUACACCACAGUACCCAUGGGAACAACCAUGGCCCUCCUACUGCCCCCCUGCCCCCGCGCCUGGGGGUUUGUCUGGACUUCGAAAAGGGGCGGGUCACGUUCUACGACGCCCACUCGCUGCGUACCCUGUGGGAGGGGCAUGUGGAUUGCUCUGCCCCUGUGUGCCCGGCCUUUUGUUUCAUUGGUGGAGGGGCACUGCAGCUGCAGGAGCUGGUGGCCAAUCGGAGCACAGAGGAGCCACUGCACAGAAGGGUCACCAUCCAAUCACGCGCCACCAAUUUAGGUAACUGAAGAAGUAUGGAGUGGAAUGAUUUGGAAAGACCCUUCAUCAACUUGAUGUUUACUUGUUUAUGUUUAGGUUUCAUUUGUAAUGUCUGCAACUGUUGAUGAUGUACAUUUUGCAGAAUAGAAGAAUGUCAAUGUCCCGGAAUCCAGGGGAUUAUAAAGCGUUCUGCAGGUUACAUCAGGAUACGUGUAUUCUGUGAUUCCAACUGUUGCUGUGUUGCAUCUGACAAGGACUCAUGAGUGGGACGUUUAUUGUUAAAGGACUCAUGAGUGGGACGUUUAUUGUUAAUUGACUCAUGAGUGGGACGUUUACUGUUAAAGGACUCAUGAGUGGGACGUUUAUUGUUAAAUGACUCAUGAGUGGGACGUUAACUGUUAACUGACUCAUGAGUGGGACGUUUACUGUUAAAUGACUCAUGAGUGGGACGUUUAUUGUUAAAGGACUCAUGAGUGGGACAUUUACUGUUAAAGGACUCAUGAGUGGGACGUUUACUGUUAAAUGACUCAUGAGUGGGACGUUAACUGUUAAAGGACUCAUGAGUGGGACGUUUAUUGUUAAAUGACUCAUGAGUGGGACGUUAACAGUUAAAUGACUCAUGAGUGGGACGUUUAUUGUUAAAGGACUCAUGAGUGGGACGUUAACUGUUAAAGGACUCAUGAGUGGGACGUUAACUGUUAAAUGACUCAUGAGUGGGACAUUUACUGUUAAAUGACUCAUGAGUGGGACGUUAACUGUUAAAGGACUCAUGAGUGGGACGUUUAUUGUUAAAUGACUCAUGAGUGGGACGUUAACUGUUAAAUGACUCAUGAGUGGGACGUUAACUGUUAAAUGACUCAUGAGUGGGACGUUAACUGUUAAAUGACUCAUGAGUGGGACAUUUACUGUUAAAUGACUCAUGAGUGGGACAUUUACUGUUAAAUGACUCAUGAGUGGGACAUUUACUGUUAAAUGACUCAUGAGUGGGACAUUUACUGUUAAAUGACUCAUGAGUGGGACGUUAACUGUUAAAGGACUCAUGAGUGGGACAUUUACUGUUAAAUGACUCAUGAGUGGGACGUUAACUGUUAAAGGACUCAUGAGUGGGACGUUUAUUGUUAAAUGACUCAUGAGUGGGACGUUAACUGUUAACUGACUCAUGAGUGGGACGUUUACUGUUAAAUGACUCAUGAGUGGGACGUUAACUGUUAAAUGACUCAUGAGUGGGACGUUAACUGUUAAAGGACUCAUGAGUGGGACGUUUAUUGUUAAAUGACUCAUGAGUGGGACGUUAACUGUUAACUGACUCAUGAGUGGGACGUUAACUGUUAACUGACUCAUGAGUGGGACGUUAACUGUUAACUGACUCAUGAGUGGGACGUUAACUGUUAACUGACUCAUGAGUGGGACGUUUACUGUUAAACGACUCAUGAGUGGGACGUUAACUGUUAAAGGACUCAUGAGUGGGAUGUUAACUGUUAAAUGGUGGGACGUUUACUGUUAAAUGACUCAUGAGUGGGACGUUAACUGGUAAAUGACUCACGAAUGGGACGUUAACUGUUAAAUGACUCAUGAGUGGGACGUUAACUGGUAAAUUACUCAUGAGUGGGACGUUAACUGUUAAAUGACUCAUGAGUGGGACGUUAACUGUUAAAUGACUCAUGAGUGGGACGUUAACUGGUAAAUGACUCAUGAGUGGGACGUUAACUGUUAAAUGACUCAUGAGUGGGAUGUUAACUGGUAAAUGACUCAUGAGUGGGACGUGAACUGGUAAAUGACUCAUGAGUGGGAUGUUAACUGUUAAAUGACUCAUGAGUGGGACGUUAACUGUUAAAUGACUCAUGAGUGGGAUGUUAACUGUUAAAUGACUCAUGACUGGGACGUUAACUGUUAAAUGACUCAUGAGUGGGAUGUUAACUGGUAAAUGACUCAUGAGUGGGACGUUAACUGUUAAAUGACUCAUGAGUGGGAUGUUAACUGGUAAAUGACUCAUGAGUGGGAUGUUAACUGUUAACUGUUAAAUGACUCAUGAGUGGGACGUUAACUGGUAAAUGACUCAUGAGUGGGAUGUUAACUGUUAACUGUUAAAUGACUCAUGAGUGGGACGUUAACUGGUAAAGAGCUCAUGAGUGGGGCGUAAACAGUUAAAUGACUCAUGAGUGGGAUGUUAACUGUUAACUGGUAAAUGACUCAUGAGUGGGACGUUAACUGGUAAAUGACUCAUGAGUGGGGCGUAAACAGUUAAAUGACUCAUGAGUGGGAUGUUAACUGUUAACUGGUAAAUGACUCAUGAGUGGGAUGUUAACUGUUAACUGGUAAAUGACUCAUGAGUGGGAUGUUAACUGUUAACUGGUAAAUGACUAAUGAGUGGGAUGUUAACUGUUAACUGGUAAAUGACUCAUGAGUGGGAUGUUAACUGUUAAAUGACUCAUGAGUGUGACGUUAACUGUUAACUGGUAAAUGACUCAUGAAUGGGAUGUUAACUGUUAACUGUUAAAUGACUCAUGAAUGGGAUGUUAACUGUUAACUGUUAAAUGACUCAUGAGUGGGACGUUAACUGUUAACUGUUAAAUGACUCAUGAGUGGGACGUUAUCUGUUAAAUGACUCAUGAGUGGACGUUAUCUGUUAGGACUCAUGCUACCUGCACUUCACAUAGAUCUUAUUGUUUGAAACCAAACCAAAAUGCUCACAUUGUGGAAGAUUCUCUCAUAAGCUUCAAACAUGUAUUACAAAUCAAGAGGGUAUACAUAUCUAUUCUAUAUUUUGAGACAAUAGAGAUGAAUGGGAUUGACACAUUGUGGAUAGAAAGGAUUUAGCGUAAAUCAUGCGUUGAUGUCAAUGGGAAGAUUUGGGGUGUGUGUUCACCUGAAUUAAAAUCAUAAUACUUAUGUUAUCAUUC